This is a messenger RNA of Beta vulgaris subsp. vulgaris (sugar beet), 1104 nucleotides long. RefSeq names its product stem-specific protein TSJT1. The record is from RefSeq and is a predicted model, not a curated record. The transcript is spliced from 4 exons. Lineage: Eukaryota; Viridiplantae; Streptophyta; Magnoliopsida; Caryophyllales; Amaranthaceae. The coding region runs from base 150 to 914 and encodes 254 amino acids.
UACUGAUCUCAUCUUUUCCUUACUUCUCCUCUAGAAUCUAGAUAUACUCCUAUAUAAUUCCUAAAAAAACUCAUUUGAUCAUACAUCACAUAACAACAUAAGAUCUCAAAAAACACAAAAAUUACAAGAAAUUUUAUAGGAGAGAGAAAAUGCUAGCAGUGUUUAACAAAACAGUAGCUAAGUGCCCAGAAGAGCUGAAAAAUGCUGAAUCUUUAGGAAAUUUAAAAGAAGAUGUUUUGAUUCAACAUUUUUCUUCAAUUUAUCCUGAUGCUCUUUCUGUUAAUCUUGGAGUUUCUGGGUUUAUUGCUUUUUCAUCUGAUAAACAGAAUCCUCUUCUUCCUAGGCUUUUCGCUGUUGUGGAUGACAUCUUCUGCUUGUUUCAUGGGCACAUCGAGAACAUAGCUUCUCUGAAACAGUUGUAUGGAUUGACCAAAACUGCAAAUGAAGUGAACAUCAUUAUAGAAGCUUACCGUUCUUUGAGGGACAGAGGAAGCAGUCCUGCUGAUCAUGCCUUGAGAAACAUUGAAGGAAAGUUCGCAUUCAUCAUUUAUGACAGUUCUACAAAGAGCACCUUCAUCUCUGUGGAUGACGAUGGAAGUGUCCCUCUCUUUUGGGGAACGGAUUCUGAAGAUCACCUUGUUGUCUCUGGCAAUGUUGAGAUUAUGCAGAAUGCCUGUGGGAGAUCAUUUGCUCCAUUUCCGAAAGGUUGCUACUUUACAUCCUCUAGUGGCCUGAUAAGUUACGAGCAUCCUCGUAAGGCGCUCAAGGCAGUUCCAUGGGUUGAUAGCUCAGGCCAAACAUUUGGGUCAACCUUCAUGGUCUCUGAAGAGCCUAAGAUAGAGAACAAACAACUGGGACUAAAAGUAGCAAUGCCUAGAGUUGGCAGUGAUGCUGAUUGGUCGAAUCACAUAUGAGAACAACAAAUCUUUUAUCAUGUAAUGCAUGCAACAUGCUCUAGCUUUGUCCUUCAAAUGAUCUAACUUCGAGAAUUAUUAGUUCCCCUUGGUGGGUUUGGCUUCGUGAAUGUUAUAAAUUGCCUUAUUGGCAUGUGAGUAUUAUCUCAAGAAUGGUACAUAAAAUAAGUUGCAAGUAUUUGUACAUUCA